AUGUCUUCCUCUCACGGCGAGACGUUGGAUAAGUCGCCAGCGCUGGAUACCAGACCGACUGAUAAUGAUGCACUGCGUCGUGCAGAUGGGAUUUCAGGAUUGUACGAGGGAAAUGUCUUCGACGCUUCGCCCGACGACCGUCGCCAAAUUGGCAUCGUCAGUGCCUCCUUUUUGAUCUUCAACAGAGUCAUUGGUACCGGUAUCUUCGCAACGCCUAGUACCAUCCUGGCACUGUCAGGCAGUGUUGGUCUCUCCCUCUUCAUGUGGGUGAUAGGAACUAUCAUCGCCCUGGCCGGAACAGCUGUGUACAUGGAAUGGGGAACCGCGAUCCCAAAAAACGGAGGCGAGAAGAACUACCUUGAAUAUGUCUACAAGAAACCGAAAUUCUUCGUCACUGCCAUGUUCGCGGCAUAUGUCAUCUUGCUUGGAUGGGCUGCUAGUAACAGUGUUGUCUUUGGACAGUAUAUCCUCAACGCAGCUGAGGUCGAAGUCGGACGCUGGAAUCAGCGUGGAAUUGGACUUGCGUGUCUGACUGCUGCCUUUCUCAUCCACUCCGUGGCUUUGAAAUGGGGUCUUCGUCUCCAGAACUUCCUUGGCGUGAUUAAGUUGAUCAUCGUUUUGAUCAUCGUCGUGUCUGGAUGGGUCGCCCUCGGUGGGCAUAUGAAGGCUGAGAAGCCGGACAACUUCACCAAUGCCUUUGAAGGAACGGUAGGGAGUGGGUAUAGUAUUGUCAUGGCAUUGUACAAUGUCAUCUGGUCGUUCAUUGGGUAUUCGAAUGCCAAUUAUGCUUUGAGCGAAACGAAGAACCCAGUCCGCACUCUGAAGAUUGCAGCACCAGUAGCAAUCUGCUCAGUCGGCAUCCUCUACAUGCUCGUCAAUGUCGCCUACUUCGCCGCCGUUUCCAAGGAAGAGAUGCUCAGCUCGGGCAGCAUCGUGGCCGCCGUCUUCUUCCGCAAUAUGCUCGGCAAGCAGGCCGAGAGAGUCAUGUCUGUCUUCGUGGCUCUAUCUGCAUUCGGCAAUGUGAUGUCUGUCAUCUUCUCUCAGGGCCGAAUCGUCCAAGAAUUGGGCCGUGAAGGCGUCUUGCCAUUCUCCAAAGUCUGGGCUAGUAACUGGCCCUUCCGUUCACCAGCCGCGGGCCUCCUCGAACACUACAUCGUAUCAGCCGUCAUCAUGCUGGCUCCCCCUCCAGGCGAUGCCUACAACUUCCUCCUUAACCUAAUCUCCUACCCAUUGGCAAUAAUCAACUUCUUCGUAUCCGCCGGUCUAGUCUAUGUCAACCUCACCAAAAACAAGAACUUCCCAGACUGGGCGCCUGGGAUCCGCGCCACUGUUCCAGUGACUGUGUUCUUCAUGCUGUCCAAUCUCUACCUUGCCAUUGCGCCUUACAUCCCGCCAACUGCGGACCAGAAUGUCUACGAGGAGCUUCCAUACUACCUGCAUUGCGUGGUGGCUUUGGGCCUCUUCGCUGCGGGAGGAAUCUACUAUAUUGUGUGGGCGGUGCUGCUGCCCCGAUUCGGUGGGUAUGUUCUCGUUAAGGAGACUGUUGUGGAUGCCGAUGGGUGGUCGCGUAGUGUGUUCACUCAGUUGCCACAGGCACAAGCGCAUCAGUGA
Messenger RNA from Penicillium olsonii, 1611 nucleotides. Lineage: Eukaryota; Fungi; Ascomycota; Eurotiomycetes; Eurotiales; Aspergillaceae. The record is from the annotation of a GenBank genome assembly.